Molecule: messenger RNA, 404 nt
Organism: Dreissena polymorpha
Lineage: Eukaryota; Metazoa; Mollusca; Bivalvia; Myida; Dreissenidae
Exons: 2
Coding region: 96-404 (102 amino acids)
Source: RefSeq, a predicted model, not a curated record
UUAAGUUGCGACUGCUAUAAAAGAGUGUUUUAGGUGGGUUUGUAUUCGAUUAAACGUGUUUUUCGAUUCGUGAUUGUAAAAGCGCAUCAAAAAAUAUGGCUACAACAUACAUUUGGAUUACCGGAAUGGCUGCAGCCGUUCUCAUACCUGCCGUGUGCGUCCACACAGACGAAGAAGAAAACAGCGACCUCGACAACCUAAUUGCACACCUAGAGAAUGUCUUGCAAGAACGUACGUAUGAAGCGGCGGAGACAAUGAAGGAUGAAGCAGGACCAGUGGAACUAAACGAUCUUAAACCGGGCUCAAAACGAGGUCGUUCUUGGCGUCGACAAGUAGGGAGACGUACAUGUGGGUGUGGGGGUAGUUGCGGCCCAAAAGUAAACUCGGAAUUAUCAACAAGCUAA